Molecule: messenger RNA, 1019 nt
Organism: Triticum aestivum (bread wheat)
Lineage: Eukaryota; Viridiplantae; Streptophyta; Magnoliopsida; Poales; Poaceae
Exons: 4
Coding region: 1-429 (142 amino acids)
Source: RefSeq, a predicted model, not a curated record
AUGGCGGUCCUCCGCUGGCAGUACCUCGAGCUUGUGGAGACGGAGCAGGCGGUCUUCUCAGAGCACGCGGUCGACGGGGAGCACGUCGGCGGCAAGCACGAUGGCGACAAGGACGAGGAGGAGUUCGACAUUGAAGAGUGGGGGCGCAUCAUCCACGACUCCAACGACGACUGCACAGGCCCGAACCCCAUAGGCGAUAAUCCUUCUCUAGCGAUCGAUUUGUCCCGACGCUGUGCAUCCCCGCGGCGGAGGAAUAAUGGCGAGGUAGCUCGGCCGUCUCCUUCCGUUUCUGUUGCUGGGAGUGGAGAUACUGUUUGUAAAUUAACGGACGAGAAGCUGCUUGGAUGGGCUCGGGUGGCGAUGGUAGCAUUGUCUUCUUUGUCGCAUCUGUCCGCCUCUCUUCUUCCAGGUAUUGCAGGCAACCAGUAAUGUCAUAAAAGUGCUCCAAGUAGCCUUUUAUAGUUCCAAAAUUACAGUGAUAAUUUGCUUCAGUUUUCCUGUACCAAUGUUGCGAUAGCAGCAACUUUUCUUAAUCUUUGAGUGCUACUGCUACAACAUAGCAGAUAUUGAGGCUGGCACUGGAUUGAAAAAGAGGAGGAAAAUGGUAGCCAUGAAACUUCUUGCUGGCAACGACCAUUAUCAGCAUGGCGUGCAUGGCUUUGUUGUUGAUAUGCUCCACUUUGGUCUGCAUAGUUAUUUGAUGAUAUGCUAGAUGAAUAUGUGUGAUUUUAUGAGAGGUCAUAGUGUCUAGCUGCAAGUCUGAGCCUAAUCUUACUUCUGCUUCCCCAAAUGACAUGAGAUUGGUAAAUUAUCUAUUCCCAGAGGGAUUCCUUUUUGGCUAGAAGGAUUUAACCAGGCUCAUGCUGACGAUCUACGGCACCAUCGGCUGUGAGACAAGAGCCCACCGGUUACAACAUCCUCUCACUGCCCAAAAUUACUGUCAUCUCGGCAGCAUAAAUCGAUAGCAUGGCUUUUGGAUCUGACUUUUCCUGUGUGCCUGAUGCACCAUGAGGAUUAAA